Chionomys nivalis (European snow vole) is the source of this 1405-nucleotide messenger RNA. RefSeq names its product coiled-coil domain containing 106 (gene Ccdc106). The record is from RefSeq and is a predicted model, not a curated record. The transcript is spliced from 6 exons. Bases 322 to 1164 code for a protein of 280 amino acids. Gene Ontology annotation, cellular component: nucleoplasm. NCBI's taxonomy places the organism in Eukaryota, Metazoa, Chordata, Mammalia, Rodentia, Cricetidae.
GGAGUCCUUACGCGGGCCUAAGUAUCCCUGUGGUGUUGAGCCUGUGAAGAACCAAAGAAUCUAAGGGCCGAGCUCCUUCAGGACCAAGAAUUCUCUCGCCGUGCCCCCUUGCUCUGGGUACACGAUUUGGAAACCUCAGUGUCUCUGUCCAGGAGUAUGGGCUCUUUCCUCCCUCAGACCACGGCUCCAGGCCUGUGAUCCCUUCUUACUCCAGAGGAACAGGUACUCCACCGCUCCAGGAACUAACUGACUACAUUUGGUGACCUGUUUCUGUCCAGUGCCCCUGAGGGCUCAGCUGCUGGGUCUGAAGGAAGCCUCGCUAUGAAUGACCGAAGCAACCGUAGGCAGACAAUGAAGGACGAAGAGACCUUUGAGAUCUCCAUCCCCUUCGAAGAGGCACCCCACUUAGACUCACAGAUUUUCUACAGUCUGAGUCCCUCUCGGAGAAAUUUUGAGGAGCCUCCAGAGGCCACCUCCCCAACCCUGACCCUGAUGAACAGCGUUAAGGCCCAGCUGCACAUGGCCCUGGAAAGGAACUCAUGGCUGCAGAAGCGCAUUGAGGACCUGGAGGAGGAGAGGGACUUUUUGCGAUGUCAGCUGGACAAGUUCAUUUCUUCGGCCCGGAUGGAUGCAGAGGACCAUUGCCGGAUGAAGCCUGGGCCACGGAGGGUUGAUGGGGACAGCCGUGCUGGGGUUGGGGGAGAAGCCUCAGACCCUGAGUCGGCAGCCUCCUCCUUCAGUGGGGCGUCUGCCGAGGGCAGUGCCAGCGAAAGGAAGAAGCAGAAGCAGAAGGGAGGUGCUGGCCGGAGGCGAUUUGGGAAGCCCAAGGCUCGAGAGAGGCAGCGGGUGAAGGACGCUGACGGGGUCCUCUGCCGCUACAAGAAGAUCCUGGGCACCUUCCAGAAGAUGAAGAGCAUGUCUCGAGCCUUUGAGCACCACCGUGUGGACCGGAACACGGUGGCGCUGACCACACCCAUCGCGGAGCUGCUCAUUGUGGCUCCCGAAAAGCUGGCUGAGGUGGGAGAGUUCGAUCCGUCCAAGGAGCGCCUGCUGGAGUACUCCCGCCGCUGCUUCCUGGCGCUGGACGACGAGACUCUCAAGAAGGUGCAGGCUCUAAAAAAGAGCAAGCUGCUCCUGCCCAUCACCUAUCGCUUCAAGCGGUGAUGCCGCCGCCCCGCAGACCGCUCGCUAGACCGGGCUUCCCGGGGUGCCGCCAGGGCCAGAUGCUGCCCUUUCCUCAGCACUGGGCCCUGCCCCCUCCCUCGGCCGCCCAUGCUGGGCACGCCGUCUCCAUUUCACUCCGCAAGGACGGCCACCUCGGCCUCCCUAGCCCGGAGUAGUCCAUUUGCAUCUCACAUGAAGACAGAGCAUUAUUCAGAUAAUUUAAAUUAAAGAGACAUGAACA